ACAAAACAGCUGGCAUGUUGUGUCAAUGGCAUAAACCGAAAAAUAAAUACAAGACAAUAAUAAUAGCGGUUUCUUUAGUACUUAAUAUUAAACUGAAUUUAAUGUAAGCACAGUUAGCUCUGCUUAUAGUGCCAAUGUGCACAUCGAACAAAUCGUAACGUAUUGCCACUGCCUUUAAGUGUUUUGCAGCACUGAACGAAACAGUUAUAUUAAGACGGAGUUGCAGCAAAAAUUUUGGCAGUUUGUUACGCGCGCGUUCUUUAAACUGUGGCAUCGAGCCAAAGCACACGUCCAACAGAAAUAAGAUAAAUGAAUAAUGCGACUGUGGCGCAAACGACGGCUACUCAUCUUAAUCAUCUGCUGCAUCUGGCUGUGCAGCGUUGCUCUCAUCUAUUUGCUUAUUGUCACCCGAGAGGACAAUAUAAGAGAUGGCGAGCACCAGCUGCUAUGGUGGACCAAUGAUAUGACCUGGUCGUACGAUGAGCUGCGUCACUGCGCUGGGGAGACAUGCCGAGUUACGAACAAUCGCCAGCGACUGGAGGAAGCGAGAAGCAUACUCUUCUAUGGGUCCAAUUUGAAGACUUUUGACUUUCCACUGCCGCGUCGGGGGCGUCAAAUAUGGGGUCUGCUACACGAGGAGUCGCCACGCAAUGUGCCCUUCGCGCCAUACACCGAGUUUCUGCAGCAUUUCAACUACACAUCCACAUUUAGUAGGCACAGCAAUUUGCCAUUAACUACCCAGUAUCUGCCGUAUGCCAGCGAUUUGGGCAUGCUGGACUUCUAUCGUUCGUUCGAGGAUAAAGAUGUUGUUCAGUUUAACGAAGAAAUCAGUACCGUGGUGUUCCUGCAAACCGAUUGCAACACGAUGUCGGGACGAGAGGACUAUGUACAGGAGCUAAUGAAGCACAUUCGGGUGGACUCAUAUGGCGGCUGUUUACGCAAUAUCGAUCUGCCCGCAAGUCUACAACGUGACUAUUUGAACAACUUGUAUUCGGAUGAAUUGUUGCGCUUUCUAGCUCGUUAUAAAUUUAUGAUUGCCAUUGAGAAUGGCGUCUGCGAGGAUUAUAUCACGGAGAAAUAUUGGCGUCCCCUCAUGGCUGGCAUUAUACCCAUUUACUUUGGCUCACCCAGCAUACGCGACUGGGAACCGCACAAAAACUCGGCUAUCUAUAUAGAUGAUUUCCCGAAUGCUUCCUCGCUGGCAUCUCAUUUAGUCCAUGUGGGACAGAAUAAAACAGCUUACAAUUCGUAUCUUAGUCAUAAGCUGAAUCGGCGCCAACCCAUAGCUAAUCCCAAGCUCUUGCACGAACUGCUAACACGCAAAUACCAAGUUAACCGUGGAAAUCAGAAAGAAGAGCUAUCGCUGUUUCAAAAAUUCGAGUGCUUUAUGUGCCGACGUACCGCUUGGACACGGACACCGCGCACAGCUAAUAGGAAUCACUACAGCUGUCCAUUACCUCCGGCUUAUGCGCCACUUGGGCGGCAGAAGGAGCCCAAAUUUGGCAGCGAUUGGCGCUCGAUGAUGAAUGUGGGACGCUGUCAGGCACAGCUUCUGGAUUCAUUAUUUCGCGCAAAUCGCAGCUACACAGAGAGCGAGUUCGAACGCAGACUCAAACAGAUGGUGCUACAAGACUUGUGCAAUUAACUAACAACUCAACUACCUUAAAUUCAAUAAUUUCAUAAGCACUAUGUACUACAUAGUAGUUAUUAUGUAUAUGUAACUGACUCGCAUCUAAUGCUUGAUAUAUAUAUUUACAUGAGCAACUUAAGACAGUAUGCAAUUCCUAGCUUAACUUUAGCUGUGAAUACUGCCAAUACCAAAAUUGUAAAGAAUAAUUCAUUUUAGCCAUCUGUGGCUUUGAAUACGCGUGCCUUAGUGAUAUACACACAUGACAACUGUAAUACCAAAAUACACUUAAAAUUAGCUUUAUAAAUCAUCUAUAUAUCUGUCUGAUCAACUUGAUUAUCA
This is a messenger RNA of Drosophila hydei, 1969 nucleotides long. RefSeq names its product alpha-(1,3)-fucosyltransferase B. Gene Ontology annotation, cellular component: membrane. The transcript has 4 exons. Gene Ontology annotation, molecular function: alpha-(1->3)-fucosyltransferase activity. Lineage: Eukaryota; Metazoa; Arthropoda; Insecta; Diptera; Drosophilidae. The record is from RefSeq and is a predicted model, not a curated record. The coding region runs from base 317 to 1645 and encodes 442 amino acids.